AUCGGUAUCACCCCUCCCCCCCCCUUGCUGCUGCAGGCGGGGCAUAGUGUGAAUUCAGGAAUUUGAAACAAAGACUGUUACAAACUGCCCAGAGGGAGCCAUGGCUGCAGCGAACCCCGUGGAAAGUCUCCAGGAGGAAGCGAAAUGUCCCACCUGUCUGGAGUAUUUCACAGAACCUGUCACUCUGGAGUGUGGGCACAAUUUCUGCCGAGCCUGCAUCAGCCAGUGCUGGGAGGGAUCCGAUAAAGCUGCCUCGUGCCCUCAGUGCAGAGAAACUGUGCAACAGAGAAACCUCAGGCCCAACAGGCAGCUGGCAAACAUGGUAGAAAUCACCAAGCGGCUGAAUUUUCAGACAGCAAAGGGAGCAGGAGGGGACGGGGUGUGUGGGGAACACCAAGAGACUCUGAAACUGUUCUGUGAAGAGGAUCAAACCCCCAUCUGUGUGGUGUGCGACAGAUCCCGGGCUCAUCGCGCUCACACGGUGGUUCCCAUACAGGAGGCUGCCCAGGAGUACAAGGAAAGAAUCCAGGCCCAUUUGAAGACUCUGAAGGAAGAGAGAGAAAAGCUGCUGGGAUUGAAAACGACUGGAGAGAGGAAUAGCCAGGAGUAUCUGAAACAAACACAAACCGAGAGGCAGAAGAUUGUGUCUGAAUUUCAGCAACUGCGGCAGUUCCUGGAGGAACAAGAGCGACUCCUGCUGGCCCAGCUGGACAAGCUGGACGAGGAGAUUGUGAGGAUCCAGGAUGAAAAUGUCAGUCAACUCUCCGAGCAGAUUUCCCAUCUCAGUGAGCUGAUCAGUGAGAUGGAGGGGAAGUGUCAGAAGCCAGCAAGUGAAUUCCUGCAGGAUGUCAGAAGCACCUUGAGCAGGUGUGAGAAGGGGAAGUUCCAGCAGCCAGAGGAGAUUUCUCUUGAACUGGAAGAGCAAGUCAGUGGUUUCUCCUGGAAAAUGAUUGUGCUAUUGGAGACUCUGGGGAAGUUCAAAGACACUCUGCCAUCUGCACUAGAGACAAAAAGAGGAGGAUUCCUAGGAACAUUCAGACAGGCAAAUGUGACUCUGGAUCCAGACACGGCUCAUCCCAAACUCGUCCUGUCUGAGGGUCGGAAAAGCGUGAAAUGGGGAGACACACGGCAGUAUCUGCCCAACAACCCUGAGAGAUUUGACUCUGAGCCCUGUGCGCUGGGCUGUGAGGGAUUCACCUCAGGGAGACAUUGCUGGGAGGUGGAGGUGGGGGAUGGGGGAUGCUGGGCUGUGGGAGUAGCCAGAGAGUCUGUGGGGAGGAAGGGACUGAUCAGCCUCAGCCCUGAGGGGGGGAUCUGGGCUGUGCAGCAGUUGGGGGGUCAGUUCUGGGCUCUCACCUCCCCUGUGACCACCCUGCACCGGCGCCGGGCCCCCAGCAGGAUCCAGGUUUGUCUGAACUGUGACCAGGGGCAGGUGAUAUUUAUCGAUGCUGAUGACAAGGCCCCGAUCUUCACUUUCCCACCGGGCUCCGUCCCUGGGGAGAGAAUCCGACCCUGGCUCUGGGUGGGGAGACCCCAGCUCCGACUGUGUCCCUGA
Messenger RNA from Emys orbicularis (European pond turtle), 1555 nucleotides. Its product is annotated as zinc finger protein RFP-like. Bases 101 to 1555 code for a protein of 484 amino acids. The transcript has 8 exons. NCBI's taxonomy places the organism in Eukaryota, Metazoa, Chordata, Testudines, Emydidae. The record is from RefSeq and is a predicted model, not a curated record. Gene Ontology annotation, molecular function: protein binding; zinc ion binding; ubiquitin protein ligase activity. Gene Ontology annotation, biological process: protein ubiquitination. Gene Ontology annotation, cellular component: cytoplasm.